Molecule: messenger RNA, 5262 nt
Organism: Prinia subflava (tawny-flanked prinia)
Lineage: Eukaryota; Metazoa; Chordata; Aves; Passeriformes; Cisticolidae
Gene: SLC26A6
Product: solute carrier family 26 member 6
Exons: 19
Coding region: 2787-4928 (713 amino acids)
Biological process (GO): transmembrane transport
Cellular component (GO): plasma membrane
Molecular function (GO): chloride transmembrane transporter activity; sulfate transmembrane transporter activity; oxalate transmembrane transporter activity
Source: RefSeq, a predicted model, not a curated record
CCUGGGGCAAGGUGACCAGGGGAUGGGGACUUCAGGUGAAGUGAUUGAACUGCGUUCAAUCCAGGCUGAUUCACCCAGAGAUGGGAUUGGCAGUGGUGGUGUGCAGUGGCUCCAGGCCUGACUGGCAGGGCUGCAGUGCCAGAAUGGCUGUAGUGAGCUGUGGGCCUGGUGCCUGGCAGCUGCCAGCACCCCCAGCCUGACCUAGGCUAAGGGAAGAAGAUUAAUUUUCCAAAGGCUGCAUGACCUCAGCAGAGUCAAGCUGACUGCCAACAAGGAGAAGGAAGUGUAGGGAGAGGAGGCUGAGCAUGAUCCUGGUGCCCUCCAUCCCUCUUGUUGAAGAGGAGAUAGCAGGUGAGCAAAGGGCAGCACUGAUCCACAGCGCCCUGAGCAAGGGUCACCAUCGAUUGUUAUCCCUCUGUCCCUCACAGGCUCUGUCACCUGAGCUGCUGGGGGCUGAGUUCAGAGUGGCCUUAAAGAAUCGCGUUGCCAGUGUCGGGAGCUGUGGUCCUGUCCUGCAGCCCUUCCUGCACACCCCAGAGGCUGGCUGGGGGGUGAGGGCGAGGAAGAGCUAGUGGGGGCCUGGAGAGGUGAGGAGGGGCCACAGGCAGAGUGACCAGUCGGGUGCAGGUGGGGGGCUGGAGGCUGGAGGCACGAAGGAAUGGCAUGGGCGGGGAGAAGGAGCAGUGAUAAGGAGGCAAUAAAUGAUACAGGGUGCUAUUUGCUUCCAAGCAGGAGCCCUGCGAUGGCUUCUCAUUCCAUGCUGGGGGAAUGAAUAAAUGAUAGGGAGUGGAUAAAUGAGGAGGCAGCAGUGGUAUGUGGGUGCCUGUGUUGGACAUGGCUUUACCUGACAACUGAUGGGCAUGAGGGUAGACAGAGAGGGCAAGGGAUGGGUUGAGGGAAGAGGCUCAGCCUAACUGAAAGCUGUGGGACCUGGGUUGUGCUCACCACAGAGAGAGCCAAGGUGGCCACAGGCUACCCCCACCAGGCACCAGAGAUUGAGACACAUUGCUCCAACUCCAGAGAUUGUGGUCCUGGAUGUCACCACUCCUGCUACUUCUCUGCUCCAUCCCACCAUCCAGCGGACCCAGGAUUUUCUAAUGCCUCACCCUGCCCACUGCCUUCACACCACACCUUGCUACCAGUCAGACUUUUGAGCCUGAAUUUCCGCUGCUGUAUCCCCAUGGGCCUGGGCCAAAUGUGACUCAGAAAUUCCGUACAACCAAUUCUAGGUUGAGAUAAAGCCCAGGGAGGUACGAUGGGUUCAGUGGGACUAUAGUGCCCACGAGGGACCUUUGGAACAAGAUAACAGUUGGAUCUGUGCGAACUGUGUGAGACCAGGGUAGUCCACAGAGCAUAGCACACCUGUUUGCAGCAGGUAAGUAAGGGUCUGGGUAAAAUACCCUGGGUGCUAUGACCAAAGGCUGUGGGUAACCCUCCUUGUCCUGGUCACAACUCCUGCUCCAGGACUUGGGUUGGGGAACAGACAUCCAUGGGAGCUGUGGGGGCACAGCAGUACCCUGUGGAGGCAGCUCUUGGCAGGAGAUUGGCACCAGGUUGUGCCCAGUUGCAAGAAGCCCCCUGCCUUGCACAUGGCAUGGGUGGUCAGGCAUGGCAGCAUCCUGGAUAUGGCUGGACACCAGGAGCUGAGACAGUAGUCAAGUCCUCAGAAUGGGAUGGCUCUGGGCACAGUGGUAGCAGUGCUGGGUCUACCACAGGUGGGGAACCCAGCACACCAGGGCACCCACCAUGGUGGGUGCUAUGCAUCCAUGGGGCUGGGAAAUGGGGCAGCUUCCCGACAGGGCAGGAGGCAGCAAACAAUGUCUCAAAGGUCACUGGCUGGUUUUAAUAAAUAGGACUAAGCAGAGCAUGCAUCUGACUGGUGGGUCCUGACCAGUUUGAGCACAGCAGGUAGGAGGGCUGGGGAUCACACAGGGACUCAGGCUGGCACACCCCCACCCACCCAGGGAGGAGAUUGUGGGUCCAGCUGCAAGUGGAUGAGCACCUUAAGACUGAGCAGACCACCAGCUGGGUGGGCCUGGCAUGAUGGUGCAGCUCUCAGAGUGAACCCUGAAUAAGGACAAGCUGUGGAUUUGUACAGAUUCCUCAGUCUCACCAUCCCAGCCCUGUGAAAGGUGAGACCUCCGCCCAGCCUAGCUCCUCUGCUCACAGGCUCAUCCUGCUCUGCACUGCAGGGGUCAAGGGAAGACACUGUUGGAGGGAUGGUGAGCUGUGACAUUUGCCAGGGUUUCACAUUCCUGCUCCCCUCAUGUGUAAAGGGACAAAGUCUGCAGAUGGGGCUGUAGGAUGGCUGGGGCUCGGUUCAGCAGCUGUGCUGGCCCACUGCCCUGCCUUGCUGCAGUACACAGAGGGGAAGGUGGUUGGCACUGAGGUGGGUUCUUUGCGGGCAGGUUGAGAGGGAGCCCCCCCGAGGCAGCUCUGCUGGCAGACCCCACCUGUGCAUUCCAGUGGGGUAGAUGGGGCUGUUGGGCUGGAGUGAGCAGCACUGAUUGCCAAAGCCUCAGUUCCUUCCCAGCCCACCGGCUGACUGCCUACUGCUCUCUAUUUUGAGCCACUGCUGCUGCUUCAGGACUCCCAAAAUUCAGCUUGUGCCUAUCCUCAGGGCCAUUCCUGCCCACCUGGCCAGGAUGGGAUGGUCCCGUGGGCAAGUGGAGCUGGAGGAGGGGCUUCAGGGUGGGUGGGGUGUUGGCUGCCCCUGGCCGUGGGAAUGUGGCUGAGCUGUCCCUAGUGUCCUUGCAGUGGACUGGCAUUUUGAGAGCCAGGUGGGCAUGGCAGCAGAGAUGGCCCUGACCCACCGAGCACCCCGUGAGGUGCUGAGUGAGGCUGAACUGGAGGAGAUGGUGCAGAGAAAACCUCCCACCAAGCUGUCUCUGCGUGGCUGUCUCCGCAAGACCAGAUGUUCGGGCUCUGCUGCCAAGUCCCUGCUGUUCCGCUUCCUGCCCUUCCUGCGUUGGCUGCCCCGCUACCCCAUCAAGGACUGGCUCCUGGGGGACAUCGUUUCUGGCUUCAGUGUGGGCAUCAUGCACCUGCCCCAGGGGCUUGCCUAUGCGCUGCUGGCUGGGCUGCCGCCAGUCACGGGUCUCUACUCCUCCUUUUACCCCGUCUUCCUCUACUUCUUCUUUGGAACAUCAAGGCACAAUUCUGUGGGCCCCUUUGCUGUCAUAUCUGUCAUGAUUGGGAGCUUGACAGACUCCCUGGUGCCCAGCGAGAACUUCCUGGAGUCCGUCAAUGGCAGCAAUGCAACUGUCAAUGAGGAAUUGCGCGACGCUGCCAGGGUGGAGCUGGUGGCCACUAUCACUGUCCUGACAGGUAUCUUCCAGGUGGCCCUGGGCCUCCUGCAGUUUGGAUUUGUGGUGACCUACCUCUCAGACCCUCUGGUGCGUGGCUACACUACUGCUGCCUCUGUGCACGUCCUCGUCUCCCAGCUCAAAAAUGUUUUUGGAGUCUCCCAGGGCGAACACUCAGGGCCGCUCUCACUGUUUGUGACCAUCAUCGAUCUCUGCAAGAAGCUGCCAGACACCAAUGUGGGCACCCUGGUGACUUCCAUCAUUGCCAUGGCGGCCAUCUUGAUCGUGAAAGAGCUCAACCACAAGUUUGCUGCCAAAUUGCCUAUGCCCAUCCCCAUCGAGCUUAUCACGAUCAUCGUUUCCACUGGCAUCUCCUAUGGGGUCAACCUGAAUGACAAGUUUGGCAUCUCUGUAGUGGGCAACAUCCCCAGCGGGCUGAAGCCACCUGUGGCCCCUAAUGUCAGCUACUUUGGGCAGGUGGUGGGCAAUGCCUUUGCCAUUGCUGUGGUAGGCUAUGCCAUCUGCAUCUCCCUGGGCAAAAUCUUUGCUCUGAAACAUGGCUAUAAAGUCGACAGCAACCAGGAGCUGAUUGCAUUGGGCCUCUGCAACUUCCUGGGAGGUUUCUUCCAGUGUUUUGCCAUCAGCUGCUCCAUGUCGAGGAGCCUGGUACAGGAGAGCACAGGGGGCAACAGCCAGGUAGCUGGUGUCAUCGCAUCUCUGGUCAUCCUGGUGACCAUUCUGAAGAUUGGAGAGCUCUUCCGGGACCUGCCCAAGGCUAUCUUAGCUGCCAUCAUCAUUGUCAACCUCAAGGGUAUGUUCAAGCAGUUCAGCGACCUCAGCACUCUCUGGAAGUCCAACCAGGUGGACCUGCUGGUCUGGAUUGUGACAUUCAUAGCCACUCUCCUAUUGAACUUGGACAUAGGCCUGGCAGCCUCGGUGGCCUUUGGGUUGCUCACGGUCAUCUUCCGUACCCAGCUUCCCCACUACUCCAUCCUGGGGCGUAUCUAUGACACUGAUGUCUACAGGGAUGUGGUGGAAUAUGAGAUGGCACAGGAGGUCCCUGGUGUGAAGAUCUUCCGCUCUUCCUCCACCAUCUAUUUUGCGAACGUGGAGCUGUAUGCUGAGGCCCUGAAGCAAAAGAGCGGCAUUGAUGUGGACCGCCUGAUUGAGAAGAAGAAGAAGGCCCUCAAGAAGCUGAAGAAACAGCAGAAGAAACUGGAGAAGGAAAAGGCAAAAAGGAAAAAGAAUGCAGAGGAUGGUCCAGGCCUGGCAGUGAUUGAGUUGAGUGCAGGAGAGAGCAGUGUGCUCUCAGAGCCCACCCUGCACAGCCUAGGGCUGCCCCAGCCCAGCUUCUACGCCAUCGUCUUGGACUUCAGUCCUGUCAGCUUCGUGGACACUGUCUCCAUCAAGAUCCUGAAGAAUAUCUUCAGGGAUUUCCGUGAGAUAGAAGUUGAUGUCUUUAUUGCCAGCUGCCCGGUAUCCGUCCUGGCCCAGCUGGAGCGGGGCAACUUCUUCAGUUCAGCCAUCACCAAGCAUUCCUUCUUCCCCUCGGUGCAUGAUGCCGUGGUGCACAUCAGCAGGGAGCGGCACCAGGCCUUGGUGGACCACAGCACCAGAAUGUAGUCCCUCAAGAGGAAGACGUCUCCCCCAGGAGCUGGGCAGGCAAGGAAGGCUUUGGAACCCUGACAGCACCUACUCACCUACCCUGGGGCCCAGAUGCCCUGAUCCCCACCAGCCCCUCUGGACUCUUUGUGCUGGGGCCCCGCCCUGUCCAUGAGCCCUGCUGUGAUAGGGCUGCUGCUGGACGAAGCUGCUGCUGGCUGUCAGGCCAAGGGGCUGCCUGGUGUCCCCAGGUUGCCCCAACACAGGCCUGCCCAAGCAGGCUAGGAUGUGGUUUGGGGUGCAGUGGAGGGGCUAAAGAGUUCCCACUCCCAGCUGACGUCGUGAAUAAAGCUAC